GCCCAAAAGAUGUUAAUUUGUCCCACUUAUUCGCCAGCGCAGCGUCGUGACUGACUAGAAGCGACUCACUCCCGUGCCUCUGCCCCUCUGCCUCUCUCUCAGUCUCUCUCACUCUCAGUCAUCUCAGUCUAGUGAUGACCGUUGUGCGUGCUGGGUGUACUACACGCUCUCUUGACCCGAUUGUAGUGUGGCAUCAAACUGUGUAUUAUGUAACUGGGUAGUUAACUUUUGUUUGUCAUCUGCCCAAGCUCCCCAUUAAGCGAUGGCUGGAACAGGCCCCGAUACGUCUUACAGGAAACCUCCCAGAGAACGGGGAUGCUGUAGUAUCAACUUCUUGAAGUAUGUCCUCUUCAUCUUCAAUUUCAUAUUCCUGCUGGGUGGCAUAGCAGUGCUCGGGGUGGCCAUAUGGACAAUCACCGAGAAACACCACUACAUCUCCCUCCUGACGACGAGCACCUACGCCGCGACAUCCUACAUUCUCCUGAUGUCGGGUCUCAUCGUCUUCUUCGCCGCUUUUCUGGGCUGCUGCUCGGUCCUGAGAGAAGACCGGUGCUGCCUUUUGGUGUACACAUUCAUACUACUAUUGGUGUUUCUACUGGAAGCAGUGGCUGGGGUACUGGCCUACGUCUACGAAGAGCAAGUGAUGGAUGAGCUCACUCUCACGUUGACCCAAACUUUCAAUGAAAAUUACAUGUACGAUUCGGACACCACGACAGCCAUAGAUCAAAUGCAGAGGGAGUACCAUUGCUGCGGUGCCCUGAUUUUCAGCGAGUGGAAGGACAGCCGAUGGUUGAAAGAAAACGAUGUCAACAACACAGUUCCGGACUCUUGUUGCAAGACGCCCUCUCCUUACUGUGGAGUCAGAGAUCACCCGUCCAACGUUUGGUACAGUGGCUGCAUCCACCAGUUCGAAGAGGAACUGGGAAAACACCUUGUCAUCCUUGGAGCAGUAGGAUGUGGCAUAUGUCUAGUGCAAGUGUUCGGAAUGAUACUUUCGUGUUGUCUUUACGUCAAAUUGAAGGAUGUUGAUGAUUACUAAGAUCCAUCCAUUAAUCUGAAGUCAACAGAAUAAAGAAUGCAAUGAAUGAGGCUGGUCUUUUGAAGGCUAAGAAAAUGUAUAGAAAAGUGGCCAAAAAACCAACAGAAGCAUCUUGUUUCCUGAGAAAUUGGAGAAGUCGCCUUUGAAGCUUCUUUGCCUCCUCCUAUCCGAUGAAACAUCAUGGUCUGUGUUCUCUCCUAUACGUCCGUAAAUGGAUGAACAAACAAACAAUUAAUUUUUGUGUGUGCACUGAGUUUUAUUUUUCUCUUUUCGAGCUUCAUUUUGACAGGAGGCUACAAGUCCCCAGUGUUUGAGGGUUUUAGACCAAUACAGGUUUGAUAGUGUCUUCGAAAGAAAACAUUUAGAUAUUUUGAAAGCUUUGUGUAAUAGUUUCUGUCACGUUCUUUUUCAGAAUUUAUUUUCAGAGAAUUCCAUCAUAUAUUUUUCAUUCUAUUUGUAGACUAGCAUUUGCAUAAGGACAUUAUAUGUCUGUGAAUAACAGUGCUUUCUGACAAAUACAAGUGAUACAAUUUCACUUUUGUACAUUAAGGUUUUCAGGAUAAUACAGUACAUCAGUGUUCCUUUACUUCAAUCAACUACGAUAUGAAAGGGUUGCGUCUGUGUUUAUAAAGGAAGGUAAAGUACAGUGCAGUGUAUACAUGAUUUUGUAUUAUACAUGUCUGGGUUUAUAAGUGAAUUGUAAUUAUCAUUACAGCAUUAUCUGUUCCACUCAGCGCUCUCGCUUCCUGUUGUAAGAGCAGAUAUGCUUUUAUUAAAUUCACUUAUUGUUGCAGAAUGUUAUGUUGGCAUAGUAUGAUAUUUAACUUGAUUAUGACAAAGCUAGCGGUUGUGUUAUGUCAUAACUGGUAUAUUUCUUUACACCUUCAUACACAACUUUCAUCGUUUGUCACAUAUCAGUAUGCUUUCAUCCUCUCUCUCUCUCUCUCUCUCUCGUGGAUUUUUGAAGGGUGCUAUAAAGAUUACACAUAGACGACCACCUUCUGUCCAGUAUUUCUUACAUUAUAAAAAAAAAAAAGCCGUAAUCAAAUUGAAAAACGGACUUCGUCAAUCUUGUUAGCAUUACACAUCAUUCUGGAGUCAAAUCUUCUCAUCAGCUUUAAACUUCUAAUUUCUUGUGCAUCUGUUUUGCGAGGACGGCUAUUUACUAUAGGUCUCAUUCGUUUAUGAGGUGACAGAGGGUAGAAACUUUUAAGUCUAGAGUACAAUGAUAGUUUUCCAAACAUUUAUUCUUACUGUUUUCGGGGGCUUGAUUUUCUGAAAGCCCCAGCUUAUGGCCUUCAAUGUCAUCUCCUUGUCAAAUUGCAAGGAUGGUUGCCUUUUCUGAACUCUGACCUAGGAUUAGAUUGGUGAACCUACGGACUAAGGCCUUUAUGAAGGAUCCCCAGUUUUCCAGUGAAAGUUUUGAAAAAAUUUCUUGGUUUAUGAAGUUUAGUUUUGUCAGACGUCAAGGUGUAUCAGUAUGUCCAUUCCUACACUAGGGCAGAACAAAACUUUGCAUUUUCUAUUUUUUGCAACUAUGUGCAAUGAGAGUACUGACAAGGGCCUGCAACCCCGUGUCCAUAGUCCUUUGGUAACUUUCACGCCAUGCAGAACAUUGUGAAAGUUUUUUUUAUGUCCUACAGGAGUAAUAUGAGUGAACGAAGUUGGUUUCAAGUGAAAUGGGUUCAUUACUUAGGGGACCCAACACUAAACUCUCUUCUGCACUGUGACACAUUGCAUUAUUAUUCCGAGCCAGGACAAUUCCUAAGAUAGUGCUGCGUACUAUCACCACAGUUGUAGUCAUAAAAACUGUGAUUGCCAUAAGGCAUUCCUUCCCAACAAGGGAUCACCAAACCUGUGUAUUUGGUGCUUUCGUAUCUCAAGGCACUGGCACUUACAGUAAUUUGUAUUUAGUACUGUUAACCACCACUGCACUUUCAGGCACUAGUAAGACGAUUAAUCGAAACCACAAAAGUAUGACUUCGUUACUUAAUAUUAAUACAAAUAAGAAUCUAUUGUAUUUGUUAAAUAGUAUUCAUGAGUGCACACAAAGCAGUUUUAACUAUGUUCUUGAAUGCACAUAAAGAGACCAAAAUUGUUAACCUUUGUUCCUUGUUUUAUAUUGUUUGAGGACAAUAUAAAUAAAAUGUCUCAUGAUCACAUCUUAUCAAAGAUUUCAUGGAACACUGCCUGUAAAUUAUUUGCAGCUAAACCGUAAAUCUGCCUUAAUUAAAUAAGUAACUUUUGAGCACUGAAAAUUAUACCUUUCUCAUAAUUCAUCAUUUUCAACAUUGAUUUUUGGGAAAACUUCUAAUUGUGUUCAUCUUUUAAGUUUAGGAAGUGGUCUCUAGUUGGUGUUCAAACACCAGCUUUGAUCUCUGUCAAGAGUACUAUAUAUAUGUGUAUGAUGUCUUGUAUAGAUGUAUGAAUGUAUAAGUGUACAUUUUAAGAUGAAGUGUAAAGCGAAUUAGCUGUGGCAUAGAUGUAUUAAUCCUCCUACAAUGAAGAAUGGUCAUUGUGACAAUGCAAAUGGUUAUUUCUGACUUAAAUGUUUUAUUUUUAAUAUAAAACAAAAACAGCCAAUACCCUUGUAUAGUACAUGGAUCGGUUUUUAAUAUAUAUAUUUGCUCCUUCAACCAUUGUAAAUUCUUUUCCUCAAAUGGUAUGCUGUUUUAAGGGCAUUUUCCCCCAAUGAAUAUAUUGUGGUUGUUCAAUGUAAAUAGUGUACAUAUAUAUAGUGAAUGAUCUAAUUAUUUAGAAUUUUAGAGCUUUCUCUUUAUUGGCACAGGGCAGUUACCUUUUAAUGUAAUAAUAUUUCCAAUAUUAUUAUCAGGUUGGAGUUUGUCAGCAUUAACUUAAUCGAAAUCCAGAACCGAGUACUUAGUUAAAAUUAGCAAUCAAUAGAUAAACAGAAAAAUGAAAUUUAUGAGAACUGUAUCCUUUUUAUGUCAAAUUAUAUAUUGGUCUUGUUUUUUGGUGCUUAUAACUCUUUCUGAAAUUCCGUGAACAUUUACUAACCUUGAAAGAUUUUUUUGGCACAGAGUAUGAUGUGUAAACAAAGGUUACAGAAUGCUCUAUAGAUUUUGAAUUUCUUGUGAUAUCUCCCAAGAUGACAGUCUUUGUAGAGUAGUGGCAUUUCCAGGUGAAUAAGUAAGUUAUUCCAGUCGUCAUUUCAGGUAGCGUACCUGUUUAGAGAGUUAUUAUGCACCAUAAAAUAAGCCAAGUACCUGAAAUCGCACAAUUAUUGUGUUUUCCUGGUUGAAUAGCUAUUUAGUACUGUGAGUAACAUUGAGAUUUUCGAAAUGUAUAAAUAUGAUGUAUCAUGCACUUAUUUUUAAAUAUUGUAAUAUUUACCAUUUAUUUCUUCUGCACUUGAUUAUUCAAUUUUCACAAGCCUGGUGGAAAAACAGGAAGCUGGAUUUGGUGAAGAAAAGAUCAUUCAUAUUACAAAAAUAUCAUUACAGUCACUAAAAUUCUCAUUUUAAUAUCCUGAUAUAGUUCAGUGUUUUCGUCUGUAUAUCAUUGGUAUAUAGCUGCGUUACAGAAGCUUUACAUUUAUCCUUGGAACUUUAUAAUGCCUUUCGGGACUAUUCAGCUUUGCAAGCUUGAUACUUAAAAGAGAGAAUGUUGUUAAAAUAUAUAUUUUCUCUGUGAAGUAUGUUUAAAGGAUCAGAUCUAGAAUUUUUAUCUAUUGGAGUUUGCCUGUCAUCACAUAUUAAAUUAUGAUAUGAACUGCAAAAGUGGAAAUCCAGUUAAUGACUUAAAUAGCAUUAAGUUUGAUUUACAGAUCCCUUGCACACAAUACCUAGUCUUGCUUUUGUGCCAGUCAUUCAAUAAACUUCUAUAUUUGUGUAAA
Messenger RNA from Macrobrachium nipponense, 4895 nucleotides. RefSeq names its product CD151 antigen-like. The record is from RefSeq and is a predicted model, not a curated record. Gene Ontology annotation, cellular component: plasma membrane. The transcript has 6 exons. Bases 263 to 1039 code for a protein of 258 amino acids. Lineage: Eukaryota; Metazoa; Arthropoda; Malacostraca; Decapoda; Palaemonidae.